AUGGCCACGGGCGACGGCGGCGAUGCCAAGGGGCCGUCGCGCGUGAUGUCGUACCACGACCGCCUUGUGCAUUUCUACACGGAGCACAAUCCAUCCAUGAUACCGUCCAUUGAGUCCCUGUUGAGAAGGUACAAAGGGGAGGAAGAGGCAUUGAUUCAGAGCGUCCACAUCAAGUACGACGUUCGUGAUCUCGUGUCCGACGAGGCAGUAGACGACAUAUUCGAAAACGAGAGGUACUCUUACCUGACCAUGUCGUUUGGCAGCACGUACAACACCUACCCAGGGCAUUUGUUGGUCCUGGACCGAAAACGAUGGAGUGCUGCGAGCGGGAAGCCUUCAUCCCAAGACAUGCAUGAAGUCGAACCAACUCUCCCAGAUGGAUACGAGUGGACUGGGCAAUGGACAAUCGAUUCGACGUACGUCAAAUGCGACAAGGAAGGAUGGACCUAUGCGUUCGAUUUCUCCAACUUCAGAGCUAUGCUGCUCAAUGAUCAAAGCCAUAGUGCGGCAGGCAUGACAGACUAUGUUCGACGUAGGCGAUGGAUUCGCCCCCGACGCCGUCGAGCACUUCCCUUGCCUGCUUCCCAAUCGUCCCAAGAUUCAACUGCCGAGAUGUCCUCUAUCACACCGGACGAGACGACUGGGCUCUCAUCCGCUUCCCAUGGUUCCACAGCUCCGACGGCGCCACCUCCACCGAGUCCGUAUCGCCAUUUCGCCGCGCCGACAACCAUGUCGGAGCUGCAAGCGUCGUGGAUCUUGCACCUUCGCGCACUCAAAAGUGUUCACUCUAUGCUGCACCAUGCCCGUGCGGCUCGGGUACUUCGCUGGCGGGCCGCCAAAGCCCAGCUACAAGCUCAACUCACCGAACUCGCGAGCCCGUCCCAACGACUGCCACAUAAUCAAUCCAAGCUAGACAUUCUGAAGAGAGCCAUGUGGUUUCCUGUUGAGAAAGGGUACAUUUGGCGCGCGAGUUUGGCGGGGGUGUUUGUGGGGCUGCAAGACUUUUGGGUGGAGCGCCUUGCGCUGACCUUCCAACUCCACUUUACCGACCCAACUCGACUCGAAGCAACGUUUCAGGGGGCGUUCUGCGGCGAAUUCCACGGCAUCAAAGUGAAAGGCGAUAAAGGGACGCGGAUUCCAAACGCCAAGUGGAGUCAAGUUGCCUCGGAUUUUGAGUUUCGCGGUCGGUGGGCGUUGCUGUGCGAAAAAGAGCCGACGGGAUGGACCCUCGACCAAGCCAAGUCGACUCCUGUCGACUUUACCGCGAUGAACAUGCAAUAUCGAGGCGGACUCGGGAUCCCGGACGCCUUGGUCCAACUAAUCUUGCAAGACCUUGUGACAAACUACAUCACCGACAUCGUUGCGAAGUCGCUGCCGCCAGAACUCAACAAACUAAUGUUGCGGCCAACCUCGGGCAUCGAGGUAGCAGGGGAGUUGGUCGUGGAUGGGCUGGAUCUCGCAGCUACGGUACACAGCACCUUGUGCGCCAGUAGCAAACAACGAGAGGAUGACCCGGCAAGUCAAGUGCUUCAAGUGCUCAACUUGACGCGACCGCAGCUGAAUUUACUCCUCUCGACACGGCAGUACAAUGGCCUCGACAUGCUUUUCCCUUCCCUCGCACAGUUUACUAGAUACGUGCGAUUGCAUGCGCUCGACCCACGGGCCGACGAUCAAGACGUUGUCGAAAACUUGACCAAGGAAUGGAUCGACACAUGGGAUCGCAUCCUCGAGCUGCUGCAGCUGCAGAGGCAGUUGCAUCCUUGCGACGGCACCAACAGCGCGUACAGCAUGGCUCCGAUCUCGUUUGAAGAGUUGAUCCAGCACACCAAGCGCCACGUUUUGCAAAAGCAAUUGCCCGUGCGAGUGCACUUGAACCAGCUCAACUGGCGCGUGCACGUUCCCACGAUGCUGCAUACUCUGUCGACUUGGCUGACCAACUCUGCGACCCGUGUGUCGACAUCCGCUGCGGCAAAAGUGAUGGGAAUUCGCCUUGGGCGGAAGAAGGAAGCGCCUCGAAAUGACGUGGCACCUUCCAGCACCCCUGCGUUCGUGACGAUCGUCUUGGACAGGCUCAAACGCUUCAUGGAAUCGGGCCUGGUGCGGCUCUUUCACACGGUGAUGGAAGGCAAGGUCAGUGGAAUCGGUCGUGCAUCUACUUGCAACGACGACGACGCGUUACUGCGCCUGCAACUCCACGACGUUCAAUUGAAUGCCUGUGGACCACUCGAUUGGUCUACAUCGUUUGCAUGGACAAGAUCGGUCGGCAGAUGCCGCAUCAGCACCAUCCCAUCGCAGCCAGACUUGCCGCCAAACGUGACGUUCAUGCUCGAGCCCCGGGCUUCCGUCGACCCUGCCGCGCUUGCAACGUCGACGCCUGAAGCUGUGUCGGCUACGCUGACCAACAUCCAGUCGUCUCUCGUUCUUGACACCACCCAUGUGUGUGGGGAGGUUGUGGUGUGCGCCACCGAGUACGGCCGUGACGGCGCUUCAUCGACGAAAGAUGCGACGAAUCUGCACAUGCAAUGGCAUCCUGCGCUUGUCGCCAAACUACGCGUCGGCUCGAUCCACGCGACUGCGUCUCUCCGAGCGUUGUUUCAAGUGAGUGUGGAUGCAGUGCUCGAAACGUUGCCGUUCCCGACGCCCGCCAAGCCCUGGCUCGACAAGAUCAUGACGACAGUACUCAAAUACUGCGCAUCCGACGCGCUCAUGAUGGCGUGGAGUGUCGGGACGUCGUUGGAUGACGACGGCAUGUGGACCUGCCAUGGCGCUGGCGACCACCCCCAGCCGUUCUUGGCCUUUGAUCAACUCCACUUGCUCACGCUGCUACAUGACGUCGAUGACCUCGUGGCGUUUGCGAUUCAAAUGCACGACAGUGCGACCGAGACGUACCCCGACCAAGGCACGAAUUGCAACCAGUGACCACACUAAGGUGCUUGUACAUCGGGACGUACAGUGUUUGGGACGAUCAAAGGCCGACAUCAUGCACGAUGGUUUCAUUCUGCCAACAUAGAAAAGCAUUCGGCAACUUACUCGGUCCGGGUCACGACCAGC
This is a messenger RNA of Aphanomyces invadans, 3051 nucleotides long. RefSeq lists its product as hypothetical. Lineage: Eukaryota; Oomycota; Saprolegniomycetes; Saprolegniales; Verrucalvaceae. The coding region runs from base 1 to 2919 and encodes 972 amino acids. Gene Ontology annotation, cellular component: membrane. The record is from RefSeq and is a predicted model, not a curated record. The transcript has 12 exons.